This is a messenger RNA of Penicillium cosmopolitanum, 1218 nucleotides long. RefSeq lists its product as uncharacterized. The record is from RefSeq and is a predicted model, not a curated record. The coding region runs from base 1 to 1218 and encodes 405 amino acids. The transcript is spliced from 2 exons. NCBI's taxonomy places the organism in Eukaryota, Fungi, Ascomycota, Eurotiomycetes, Eurotiales, Aspergillaceae.
AUGGUCGAGCCAACUCCAACAACAAGACUACACAUCACUCCUCUCACUCCCGACAUCCUCCCCUCGGUCCUGCCCCCAUCAGUCCGACCCUCGGCCACCGACAUUUCCUUUCACCACAUUCCCACAUUCCCCGAAAACGACUACGGAUAUAUCACCUUGCCAACAAUGGAAGCCGAAAAGAUCCAAAAGAAGCUAAACGGCAAGAUACUCAAAGGCAAAAAGUUCAAAAUCGAGACAGCCCGUCCAUCCAAAAGACAAAGAAAUGACGCCGAGAUCGACGCCGACGCACCUGCGGAGAAGAAAAAAUCAAAGAAAUCCGACCCGGAAGAUGGCGUUAUCGAAGGCUAUGAACUAGCCCCAGGCCGUAAAGUAAAGCGUGGCUGGACGGAAUCUUCCAAAAAGGAAAAACAUCGGUCAUCGGACAAGAAGCGAAGCAAGGAAGACAAGAAGGAAAAACCCCAACCCAAGUCCAAAUAUACCGACAAGUCGGAACUUCUCUUUCGAACAACGCUUCCACCAAACCGAGUCGCCAACGAAACCGACGACAAAAAGGCUAAGAAGAAGAAGUCUUCCUCGUCCCGGGAAACCGUUGUGCAUGAGUUUGAAAAGACAUAUACCCAGCCGAGAGAAGGGUUGGGUGGAUGCUUCGGGGAUGUGAAGGAAGCUGCCAGCAAAAAGAGUCGGAAGGAGAAUUAUCGACCGGGUCAAAUUGCUGGAACCAAGGAGAAAGCACCGAAGAAGGCUAAAAAGAGCAAAGCUGAAAAAAGCUCACCUGCGCCAAUUGAAGCUGAAGAUUGGACUUCUUCCAGUGGUUCAUCUGAUGAGGGCUCUGAUUCUGAAAGCGAAAACGAGAGCGAAAGCGAUAACGACUCUUCUGAUGAUUCGUCCGAUGAUUCGUCGGACGAUUCCGUCGUAGAGGCCUCCAAGGACCAAGAACCCGCAAAGGAAACAAAGCCCUCUAAGGCCACGCCACCCACUUCAGACGAUUCAGACUCGGAAUCCAAAUCGGCGACGAAGUCGGAGCCGAAGCCUUCAAGCAAAGAGGAGGGAGUCGUGGAGGAACCUACACCUACUGAAGUCCACCCUCUCGAGGCUCUUUUCAAGCGAGCCGCUCCAACUGAUUCCGAAAACAAGCCCGUCGAGGACACAAAUGUUGGCUUCAGCUUUUUCGGCGGCGGUGAUAUCGAGUCCGAGGACGAGCCCCGCCCAAGCUACUGA